GACAAAGUGAUAAAAAAAUCCUAUAUAUUAAUUGACUAGCUUGGGUUCCCGGUGUUGCCUGGGUUAUUAGAGAAAGUCAGUUUUUAAUUAUACAAAAUGCAUAAGGUUGUAAGUGAACUACAACUGACAUCAUACAACCGAGAAACCCCAUCAGUACUUAAAGUUUAUGUUGGGCAAGUUUGCUCUCAUUCAGGCAUGGGCAAACCAAGGCCAGAGCUUAUCGAUACUAUAGAAUGUAUGCAAUUGGGACGCACUUGAAGUGCAAUGGCUCAAUGCUAUGUAGUCCUAGGAGCUGUAGUUUGGUGAGAUAUUGGGUGCACUCCAUUGUAGAAUUAAUACAGUUGGACUCUGCUUGGAGUGCAAUGGCUCAGUGCUAUACAGGCCUGGGAUCUGUGGUUUGGUGAGAUAUUGGGUGCACUUCCAUUGUAGAAUGAAUGCAGUUGGACACUUCCUGAAGUCCAGUGGCUCAGUGCUAUGCAGGGCUGGGAGUUGUAGUUUGGUGAGAUACUGGGUGCAACUCCAUUGUAGAAUGAAUGCAGUUGGACACUCCUUGGAGUGCAAUGGCUCAGUGCUAUGCAAACCUGGGAGCUGUAGUUUGGUGAGGUAUUGGGUGCACUCCAUUGUAGAAUUAAUACAGUUGGACACUCCUUGAAGUGCAAUGGCUCAGUGCAAUGCAGUCCCGAAAGUUAUAGUUUGGUGAGUAUUUGGGUGCAACUCCAUUGUAGAAUGAGUGCAGUUGGACACUUGUUGAGUACAAUGGCUCAGUGCUAUGAAGGCCUGGGAUCUGUAGUUUUGUCAGAUAUUGGGUGCACCUCUACUGUUGAAUACUCCUUGAAGUGCAAUGGCUCAAUGCUGUGCCGUUCUGGGAGCUGUAGUUUGGUGAGGUAUUGGAUGCACUCCAUUGUAGAAUUAAUACAGUUGGACACUCCUUGGAGUGCAAUGGCUCAGUGCUAUGCAGGCCUGGGAUCUGUAGUUUGGUGAGAUAUUGGGUUCACCUCCCUUGUUGGACAAUCCUUGAAAUGCAAUGGCUCAAUGCUAUGCUGUUCUGGGAGUUGUAGUUUAGUGAGAUACUAAGUUCACCUCCAUUGUAGAAUGAAUGCAGUUGGACACUCAUUAAAGUGCCAUGCCAUCCUGGGAGUUGUAGUUUGGUGAGUAUUUGGGUGCACCUCCAUUGUAGAAUGAAUGAAGUUGGACACUCCUUGAAGUGUAAUGGUUGAGUGCUAUGCAGUCCUGGGAGUUAUAGUUUGGUGAGUAUUUGGGUACACCUCCAUUGUAGAAUGAAUGCAGUUGGACACUCAUUAAAGUGCCAUGCCAUCCUGGGAGUUGUAGUUUGAUGAGUAUUUGGGUGCACCUCCAUUGUAGAAUGAAUGAAGUUGGACACUCCUUGAAGUGCAAGAGCUCAAUGCUAUGCCAUCCUGGGAUCUAUAGUUUGGUGAGAUACUGGGUGCAACUCCCUUGUAGAAUGAAUGCAGUUGGACACUCAUUAAAGUGUCAUGGGUCAGUGCUAUGCAGUCCUGGGAGCUGUAGUUUGGUGAGGUAUUGGGUGCAUCCCUUGAAGUGCAAUGGCUCAGUGCUAUGCAGUCCUGGGAGCUGUAGUUUGGUGAGGUAUUGGGUGCACCCCUUGAAGUGCAAUGGCUCAGUGCUAUGCAGUCCUGGGAGCUGUAGUUUGGUGAGGUAUUGGGUGCACCUCCCCUGUUGGACACUCCUUGAAGUCCAAUGGCUCGGUGCAAUGCAGUCCCAGGAGUUAUAGUUUGGUGAGUAUUUGGGUGCACCUCCAUUGUAGAAUGAGUGCAGUUGGACACUCUUUAAGUGCAAUAGCUCAGUGCUAUGCAGUCCUGGGAUCUGUAGUUUGGUGAGAUACUGAGUGCAACUCCAUUGUAGAAUGAAUGCAGUUGGACACUCAUUAAAGUGUCAUGGCUCAGUGCUAUGCCAUCCUGGGAUCUGUAGUUUGGUGAGAUAUUGCGUUCACCUCCCCUGUUGGACACUCCUUGAAGUGCAAUAGCUCAGUGCUAUGCAGGCCUGGGAUCUGUAGUUUGGUGAGUUACUAGGUGCACCUCCAUUGUAGAAUGAAUAUAUUUGGACACUCCUUGAAGUGCAAUAGCUCGAUGCUAUGCCAUCCUGGGAUCUAUAGUUUGGUGAGAUACUGGGUGCAACUCCAUUGUAGAAUGAAUGCAGUUGGACAUUAAUUAAAGUGCCAUGCCAUCCUGGGAGUUGUAGUUUGGUGAGUAUUUGGGUGCCCUUCCAAUGUAGAAUGAAUGCAGUUGGACACUCCUUGAAGUGCUAUGCAGGCCUGGGAUCUGUAGUUUGGUGAGAUAUUGGGUGCACCUCCCCUGUUGGACACUCCUUGAAGUGCAAUAGCUUAGUGCUAUGCAGGCCUGGGAUCUGUAGUUUGGUGAGAUACUGGGUGCAACUCCAUUGUAGAAUGAAUGCAGUUGGACACUCAUUAAAGUGCCAUGGCUCAGUGCUAUGGCGUUCUGGGAGUUGUAGUUUGGUGAGUAUUUGGGUCCACCUCCAUUGUAGAAUUAAUACAGUUGGAGCAGAGGCGGUCCAACCAUAAGGCGAACUAGGCAUUUGCCUGUGGCGCCAUCGACCCGGGGGCACCAUCGUCCUGGGAGGAGGGCACCACUCUCCGCCUCCUUCUCCUUCAGGUCUCCUGGCGGCCGCGCUGGGCCUCCCACUGCCCGUGCUGGGCCUUCCGGCCUUCACACCACGGGAGCCCACCUUUGGGACCUUCAGAGAUUGUGAGGUCUGUGGGAACUUGGAAGCUAGGUAUGUGGGGUUUAUAUAUCUGUAGAAAGUCCAGGGUGGGAGAAAGAAGUCUUCUUUGAAGCAGGUGUGAAUGUUGUAAUUAAUCACCUUGAUUAGCAUUUAAUGGCCCUGUGGCUUCAAGGCCUGGCUUCUUCUUGCCUGGAAGAAUCUUUUUUUGGGAGGUGUUAGCUGUCCCUGAUUGUUUACUGUCUGGAUUUCUUCUGUUUUCAGAGUGUUGUUGUUUAUUUAUUGUCCUGAUUUUAGAGAUUUUUUUAAAUACUGAGGGCUAUCUGGGUUAUCUAAGUCCACACUGCUCUAUAUCCCUGUUCAAUGUUUAGUGCUAAAUUCGCAAAUAUAGUCAUUCCUACAUAAAAUUACCAUGUAUUGAACUGCUUUUUCUAUUGAUUUGUUGUAAAACAUGAUGUUUUGGUGCUUAAUUUGUAAAAUCAUAAUGUAAUUUGAUGUUUAAUAGGCUUUUCCUUAAUCCUUCCUUAUUAUCCAACAUUUUCACUUAUCCAACGCUUUUAUUUUUCAGUGAUUGGUUUGGGGGGGGGGGGGGGCGCCAAAAUUCUGUUCGCCUACACUUGAAAAACACCUAGGGCCGGCUCUGAGUUGGAGACUCCUUGAAGUAGAAUGGCUCAGUGCUAUGCAGUCCUGGGAUCUGUAGUUUAGUGAGUUACUAGGUGCAAUUCCAUUGUAGAAUGAAUGCAGUUGGACACUCAUUAAAGCGCCAUGCCAUCCUGGGAUCUGUAGUUUGGUGAGUAUUUGGGUGCACCUCCCCAGUUGGACACUCCUUGGGUGCAAGGCUCAUUGCUAUGCAGUCAUCUCUGGGAAGAAAAGUUUCAACCCCUCCCGAUGAUUUUCCCCCCUGGCUAUAGGCCUGGAGAACUACAACUCCCAGGGCGCGAUAGCCGUGAGAACCAGUGAAGUUCCAGCGGGGACAAACCCGCCUCCUUGUCCCCGUGCGGAUGCAGCUGAGACCGAUGGGCGAGAGGCGGGCGAGGCGGGCUCCCUCCUCCCCUUUGGGGCUGGCUUUGGCGAAGGGGAAGCGGGACGAACCCGGAAAAAAAGAGGAGGCGCCGGCAAAGGAGGAGGAGGAGGAGGAGGAGGAGGAAGGAGGAGAAGAAGAAGGCCCGCCGGCCGAAGGGGGGAUGCUAGAAGAAGCCCGGAAUGCCUUAUGUGGACCGUCAGAACCGGAUUUGUGGGUUCCUGGACAUUGAGGACAAUGAGGCCAGUGGCAGGUUCCUGCGGAGAUAUUUCAUCUUGGAUACCCAAGCCAACAGCCUUCUGUGGUACAUGGACAAUCCCCAGAACUUGGCUGUAGGGGCAAAAACAACCGGAUCUUUGCAGUUGACCUACAUCUCUAAGGUCAGCGUGGCAACCCCAAAACAAAAGCCCAAAACACCAUUCUGUUUUGUUAUCAAUGCACUCUCUCGGCGCUAUGUCUUGCAAGCCAAUGACCAGAAGGACCUGCAGGACUGGGUGGAAGCAUUAAACCGAGCCAGUAAAAUUACAGUACCGAAAGGCGGAAGCUUACCCUUGACCACAGAAGUCGGGAAACGACCCUACAAGACCGAAAUCAUUGGCGGGGUGGUGGUCCAGACACCCAUCUCGGUCAACCAGAAUGGAGGGGAAGGCCCAGAAGGCAACGAACCAGCCGUGGUCCAUCCGCUUUUGAGACGGUCCCAGAGUUACAUCCCCAGCACCAAAACGCCCCUUGGGCCCCCAGUCCUCAAGAGCGGCUUCUGUGUCAAGCAAGGGAACGUGAGAAAGAGCUGGAAACGGCGGUUUUUCACUCUAGAUGAUUUUUCCAUCAGUUACUACAAGUGUGAACAGGAUAAGGAGCCAUUGCGGACCAUCCUUCUCAAAGACGUGCUGAAAGUUCACGAAUGCCUUGUCAAAUCUGGAGACCUCCUAAUGCGGGACAAUCUCUUCGAAGUCACCACAAGCUAUAGGACCUUCUAUAUCCAGGCCUACAGCCCCGAGGAGAUGCACAGCUGGAUCAAAGCGAUCGCGGGGGCGGCACAGGCACUAAAAAGCUGCCCGAGGGAAAUGUCCCUGGUGAGGUCCAUGUCCAUGAACAAACGUGGCAGCCCCUCCGCGUCCACGUCGUCCAUUGCGCGGCUGAAGCAGCUGGGAGAGGAGCCCAAAUCGCCCGGCGGCAAGAGCCCGUCCACCUCUUGCUGGCUUCCUUGGAUGCCCGUCCCGCAGUCGGAAGGGAACCAGCAGCCCGGAGCGGAGCAAAAGGCCAGUCAGUUAAAAGACUCUGAGUUUGCACCUCUGUUUUCUGAGCGAGAGUGUGGCUCGGUGCCGGCGAGGCGGCUGCGGCACAGUUCGGAGCCCCAGAAGUUGAAAGAGCGCCCUUUCCCUUUCGACUUGGACGACGAAAGCAUCCGAACCUCAGACGUGUAACUGUGUGUGGUGUGGGAAAUGACCACUGUCCAAACAGAGGCUCGGGAAACUGGGAGGAACCACUAUAUAGCUAUGAACUUCGGAAGGGCAUGAAAUGAGAUCUUCUCAACUGCAGCAGGCUCAAUUUGAGGCUACGACCUAUCCGCUCUAUAAUGGUGCCACUCAUACAUACUUUUCCUUGAUCUAGAAGACCUUUCUAUCCCGAGACUUCUUGAAUAAGCAAAGACUUGUCCUCAAGCAUUGUGGUUUGUUCCACUGAGAUGCCUACAUGGAAGAAGAAUCCAUGCCACCAAAUUAGUUAAGAAAAUGCUAGUUAAGAGUGUUGCUUUCAUCUUUGUAGCUUGGUUCACGCACUGGAACCCUUUAAUGUUGAAUUGUAAUGUGCUUAGUUGCACCCCAGUUUUCAGGUCAUGGCACACAUGGAGGGACUGAGCUUUUUGAUAUGUUAAAGGGCUAGACGAAAUGACUUUUAAGGUACUUCUGACAAUGUGAUGUGAUAGAAACCUCAUAGAACCACUUACUCUCCUUCCAUAAUUUACUUCUGUAGCCCUUUUAGUAAGUAUUUUUGCAAGAGAGAGCCUUUUCUGCCUUGUGGGAGAGGUGGAAGACACAUAACCUCCGGGCAUGUGGAAAAGGUACUUAUUUUAUGGUAUAAAGAACCUGAAGAUGGCAUAAUAUUGCCAAAGGGAUUCAUUUAGAGUGGUAGCAAACCACCUUCUCCCCAGUUGUGUUGGAGUACAACUCCCAUCAUGUCCUGCUGAAUGAACAUAGUGAGAAUCGUUGUCCAAUAUAGUGGAGUCAGAUAUAGUUAGUAUGGAUGUUAAUAGAGACAGGGCAUUUGUAAAAAGGCAACUUUCUGGAUGUUUCAACUCUGAUUUGGAUACGUUCCACAUAGUACGAUUCCAGUGGUCUCUGCGAGCAUGAUAAUAGAUAGUGGAGGGAGGCUGAGCAAAUGUGAAAAGGAAAUCAAGCAUCUAUUGCAUAAACUAACCCCAGCACCUUAGAAGAGGGAGUAUUGUCUGCCUUGUUGAAAAAGAAUUACCAAAUUUGCAUUGAGUAGACUGAUGGGUCUCAAAGAUAAUAGUGAACAUGAGCUUCAAUCUCUGAGCAUUUCCUAUAUUUUCGAACAAUAUCAUUGCAGUCCGAACCAUCAUUGCUUUUUCAAAAUUUGCAACCGUAGUCAUAUUUUUUAAAAAACUAUUUUUAAACUGGCCAUUCCUUGUUUAGUGUAAUGCAGAUAUGUAUCCAAAUGCAUAAGGGACCCUUCAAAAUCUGAUGGACUUAUCUCGAUGCAGUGGCUUCCAGGUUCGAAUCCAACCCGGGGAGAGCACAGAUGAGCUCCCUCUAUCAGCUCCAGCUCCACGCAGGGACAUGAGAGAAGCCUUCCAUCAAAACAUCUGGGUGUCCCCUGGACAACGUCCUUGCAAACAGCCAAUUCUCUCACACCAGAAGCGACUUGCAGUUUCUCAAGUCGCUCCUGACAUAAAAAAAAUCUAUAUACCAGAACCACACCACAGCAUGGACUAUUUUGUUCAGCUAUGCAAAAAAAACUACAGUCUUAUAAACUGUGUGAAUCUCUGUGGUAAGAAAACCCUUUUUGUAUUAUAUUGCAACUGUUUCAGGAAUGCAAAAAGAAGAUGCGUUGCAAGGAAAGUAAGCACUGGCAUCAAAUAAGAUUGGUUUUAAAAAAUCAUGCCAGACAUUAACCUCAAAAAGCUUAUUGUUGAUAUGUGAAAGGAUAGGAUACAGAGAAUUCAAAGUAGUGUAUUUGCAGUCUAUAUCUCCUUAAAUCUGCCUUAAUAAACGCUCAGUUGCAUUCUGUAGAAAUACAGUGGGCCAUUGCUAUCCACUGAGGUUUAGGUCCAGGAUCCCCAAUGGAUACCGAAAUCUGUGGGUGCUCUAGUUGCAUUAUAUAUGACGGUUGAAUGAAAAGUAAUGCCUCCACCUUCGUAACUCCUCAACAGAAGGCAGUCCUGGUCUGCGGCAGGUCCUGGUUUGUUCAGUAGACUCUCCUCUACAGUUCCAUUUGGCGGGAAGCCUUAGCAUUGAACGGUUGUGUUGUUAAAGGGCGAAGUAUGGAACCCUGCACAGACGGUUGACCAAUGAGACUUAAGCAACGUGCAGUCAUUGAAUUCCUGACAGCAGAAGGUGUCACCCCAAAGGAGAUUCCUCAGAGAAUGCAAGCUGUUUAUGGGGAUUGUGUUGAAGUGAGUCCUGGGCGAGUAAGUUUAAAGAUGUCGAGGUGGGAACAUCUGACUUGUGUGACAAACAAAGAGUUGGACGUCCUGUGACAGCAACCACCGAGUUUCACAAGCAAAAGGUUGACAGAUUGAUUCAGGACGAUCGUCGUAUCACUCAGAGAGAAAUGUCAAGCAUAAUCGGCAUUUCACAAGAACGUGUGGGUCACAUUAUUGCUUUGCUUGGCUAUCGGAAGAUCUCUGCACGAUGGGUCCUGUGAGACACCGGUUGCGGAAACAGAGUGUCGACUUCUUCCGUGACAGCUUCAUAAAACUUGUUCAUAAUUGGCAGAAAUGUAUCCAAUUGUCUGGCGAUUAUGCGGAAAAAGUGAAUAGUGGUAGUUAAAGAGCACAUUCUAAGGAUUAUUUCUGCGUUUGAUUUAUUAAAAUAUUCCCAUCCAGACCCAAGUAACGAAGGUGGAGGCAUUACUUUUCAUUCAACCCUCGUACAAUUACAGAGUAAAGUGACAUCCCUUAUAUAAAAUAGCAAAAUCAAGGUUUGCCUUUGGGAUUUUGAAAAAUUAUUUUCAAGCCAUGGAUAGCUGAAUCCAUGGACGAUUGCGUGCUUGGCUACUGAACAAUAGUGACCACGUCAAAAGAAUGAAUGGAUUGCAAUCACUUCGUCUUUUGAUAUUUCGAAUGAGAAAUCCUUUAGUAUUACUUGUCUUUUCUCUUAGUUUUGUUACGAGACAGAGGGAAAUUGAGAUGACUCUUGCCUUGCACCUAUCCUGGUAUUUUUUUUCUUAUGGAUAGCUCAAGUCGGAAGUUAGUUGUCUCUGCGUCAAAACAAAACAAAAAGAAUAUGGAAAACACGGAGCGGGUUACUUUUGGGAGAUGAAUUCCCCAUAAUAUUCUGUGUUUGAGGGAGAACCACUGUAGCAUAAAAGCACCUUGUGUACAAAAAUUGUUAAAAGACAUUUGUGCCGGAAUUAGUGGAUCUUGCCGGAAAGGCUGAAAAUGCUGAAAAUGCACUGGACUCAAUCAAAUGAAAGUGGAACAACUUAACCUUUUCUUUUAGUUUGCAAAUGGAAAUGUAUAUUGAACCUGUGGUACGGCUUGUUUUUGAAAAUUGUCUUUGUUUGCACUAAUGUAUAGAGUAUUUUUAACACUGACCAGCUUAUUAAGUUUG
Anolis carolinensis (green anole) is the source of this 8526-nucleotide messenger RNA. RefSeq names its product pleckstrin homology domain containing A2 (gene plekha2). Bases 3919 to 5160 code for a protein of 413 amino acids. Lineage: Eukaryota; Metazoa; Chordata; Lepidosauria; Squamata; Anolidae. The record is from RefSeq and is a predicted model, not a curated record. The transcript has 12 exons.